UGCAUAUUAAUAAGAUAAAGUCAAUGGACGCCCACAGGAAGCGGCAAGUUAUUUCUUUUUGGCAUCCUAAGAAUAACCUAUUGACGAUGAGGUUUGACUUGUGAAUUUCGUUUAACACCUUUGAUUGUAUUGCACACUGAACUGUGGCGUCGAAACGCUUUUGGCCUGAAUCUGGAGGAAAUGGGUUGUAUGUAUGAUACAGUCCUCAGAGUUUUUUUUUUUUUUAAUUCAGCGUCACGCUGUACUAGCUAUAAAAUGUAUCUGGUUAUUUGUCACAUCGACACCGGGAAAUCAUUACUUAGCUCAGUAUGCGGAUCCUUAUGAGAACACAAAGCUAAAGGCGUCAUCGUUACAUGUGGAAGCAAGGGGUUCUUGUUUUAGGCAGUAAAAGUAAGAAGAGGACUUGGUGGUCAGAUGCCACCAUGAGAGCUGUCAAACUGUGGCUUUUUCAACCCAGCAAAAGGCUGCUUAUUCUUCUUCUGAGCUUGGCAAUGAUUUCGCUGGGAAUUUUAAAACUGCCUCUCUUUCACACGGACCCAAAGCCUGUUGAAGUGCCAGUAGACCCCAUCUACCAAGAGCGCAUCCAUUCCUAUGUCAGAGAGAUACUGGCCAAAGAAUGCAGACCUUCUUUUGCCCGACAGAGAAUGAAAGCUGAACAUUACAGCUCCACACCGGUGGUACAGCCCUUUUUGGACAAGAACACUCAUUUGAAUGAACAAAUAUUCCAGUAUCCCCCACCGUUUGGUUUCAUGAACAUGAAGAAUAAGCUUCAAGAAAUCUUGAACCUCCUACCAGCCUCUUCUGAAUCGAGUCAUGGAGUGCAAGAUUGUCAUCGAUGUGUAGUGAUUGGAAAUGGAGGGAUACUGAAAGGAUUAGGACUUGGACCUCUUCUCAAUCAGUUCGAUAUCAUCAUCAGGCUGAACAGUGGUCCUGUCCAAGACUUCAGUGCAGAUGUUGGGAACCGCACCUCCAUCAGGAUGAGUUACCCUGAAAGCUGCCCUAAGGUUUGGGAAGAUAUGGAUCUAGAUCUCAAAUAUGUGGCUGUGAUCUAUAAAUCUGUGGACUUCCACUGGCUUCGUGCGAUGAUCACCAAGACAUCCAUUUCGCUGUGGGACUGGCUGUUUUUCUGGCAGAAUGUGCCAGUGAGUGUUCCAAUCAAGGCCUCCCAGUUCCGUCUCCUGAAUCCGGAGAUUAUUAGGGUGACAUCCUCAGAUCUACUUCACUAUCCCAAUCCUAGAGAACGGCUCUGGGGCUGGGACCAGAAUGUCCCUACUUUAGGAGUCUCUGCUCUCAAUCUGGCAACGUACUUAUGUGAUGAGGUGAGCUUAGCAGGUUUUGGCUAUAAUCUCAGCCAGAAAGUGGUUCCCCUGCAUUACUAUGACGACAAACCCAUGACAUCCAUGUUAAAGGAAACCAUGCACAAUGUACAAACCGAGACCAUUUUCCUUGAACGCCUGGUAACUUCCGGCAUUAUCACUGACCUCACAGGUGGGAUACACUGCAGCUUCUGUUCAAGCUAAAUGUCUUCUCUACCACCAAGCACCUUUGUGGGCCAAGCUAUCACUGCAAGCAUGUGUGUAAGAAUUCAUGCAAGUGGACAAAUUAACUUUUAGUAUGUGUUUUAGUAACCUUAAAGCUGUGAGACUGUUUUACCUGAAACUUUUAACUUCCAUUUUUAGUCUUUUGUUUGGCUAACCAAAGCUUGUUUAUUUUAUUAUUUUUUUUUAAUUUAUUUAUUCUGAUUACAUUUAAAAUGUGUCACUGUAAUAACUGUACUUUUCCUACAGAUGGAGCAGUUGUAAAAAAAAAAAAUACACACAAAGUCACACAACUGCCUAGUAAAUAUCUA
This is a messenger RNA of Pimephales promelas (fathead minnow), 1849 nucleotides long. It is a transcript of the gene st3gal5, whose product is annotated as ST3 beta-galactoside alpha-2,3-sialyltransferase 5. Gene Ontology annotation, molecular function: lactosylceramide alpha-2,3-sialyltransferase activity. Lineage: Eukaryota; Metazoa; Chordata; Actinopteri; Cypriniformes; Leuciscidae. The record is from RefSeq and is a predicted model, not a curated record.